Messenger RNA from Rhinopithecus roxellana (golden snub-nosed monkey), 1463 nucleotides. RefSeq names its product syntaxin 1B (gene STX1B). Gene Ontology annotation, molecular function: SNAP receptor activity; SNARE binding. NCBI's taxonomy places the organism in Eukaryota, Metazoa, Chordata, Mammalia, Primates, Cercopithecidae. Bases 53 to 919 code for a protein of 288 amino acids. The record is from RefSeq and is a predicted model, not a curated record. The transcript has 10 exons. Gene Ontology annotation, biological process: vesicle fusion; exocytic insertion of neurotransmitter receptor to postsynaptic membrane; intracellular protein transport. Gene Ontology annotation, cellular component: plasma membrane; endomembrane system; SNARE complex.
GAGCAGCAACAGAGGCAGGAGGACGAGGAGGAGGAGGAGGAGCCGUCGCAGGAUGAAGGAUCGGACUCAGGAGCUGCGGAGUGCGAAAGACAGUGAUGAUGAAGAGGAGGUGGUCCACGUGGAUCGGGACCACUUCAUGGAUGAGUUCUUUGAACAGGUGGAAGAGAUCCGGGGCUGCAUUGAGAAACUGUCAGAAGAUGUGGAGCAGGUGAAAAAACAGCAUAGCGCCAUCCUGGCUGCCCCCAACCCAGAUGAGAAAACCAAACAGGAGCUGGAGGACCUCACUGCAGACAUCAAGAAGACGGCCAACAAGGUUCGGUCCAAAUUGAAAGCGAUCGAGCAAAGCAUUGAACAGGAGGAGGGGCUGAACCGUUCCUCCGCGGACCUGCGCAUCCGCAAGACCCAGCACUCCACACUGUCCCGGAAGUUCGUGGAGGUAAUGACCGAAUAUAACGCGACCCAGUCCAAGUACCGGGACCGCUGCAAGGACCGGAUCCAGCGGCAACUGGAGAUCACUGGAAGGACCACCACCAACGAAGAACUGGAAGACAUGCUGGAGAGCGGGAAGCUGGCUAUCUUCACAGAUGACAUCAAAAUGGACUCACAGAUGACGAAGCAGGCGCUGAAUGAGAUCGAGACAAGGCACAAUGAGAUCAUCAAGCUGGAGACCAGCAUCCGUGAGCUGCACGACAUGUUUGUGGACAUGGCCAUGCUUGUAGAGAGCCAGGGAGAGAUGAUUGACCGCAUUGAGUACAACGUGGAACAUUCUGUAGACUACGUGGAGCGAGCUGUGUCUGACACCAAGAAAGCAGUGAAAUAUCAGAGCAAGGCCCGGAGGAAGAAAAUCAUGAUCAUCAUUUGCUGUGUGGUGCUGGGGGUGGUCUUGGCGUCAUCCAUUGGGGGGACGCUGGGCUUGUAGGCCCCCCACCCUACUCUCUCCCAGACCCCUCCCCCACCACAUCGGGAGCAAUACCCCCACCACCCCUUUCAAUCCAUCCCCUGCUCCAGGCUCACCCCCAAAACAGACCCAGGCAGCCCCACCCCUCCUCCAUCCCCACGGCAGACCCUGGUGUCCCUGGACCUUACCUAGCCAUGGACCCCCCUGCCCCCGCACGUAGAUCGCAGCAGGCGUGAUUACACAUGCACACCAACAUGCAUGCCGCCGGCACAUGCUCAAGACGUGUGGACACCCCAGCGUGUGUGUGCGUGUGAUGUGUGUGAUGCACCAGAGCAUCCCCCUGCCCCCACCUCGGGUGUGUGUGCGUGGUCUGAGCUUCCCCCUUCACCGGGGCUUUUGUGUAGACUGCAGCCGAGUGUAACACAGCUGCCCACCACGCCCCUCUCUGUCCUCUGUGAACGGUGUGUGUGUGUGUGAGACCACAGAUCUGUGGACACACUAUUUGUGUACGUGGAAUUUUGUGUUUGAGUGUUUGAACCUAAUGCAACAGCAACAAAGCCACUGA